AUGAGCAACGACAUCUGGUGGGUUCUCAAGUCCGGCGACGUUGACGCCCUCAGCAGCAUGCUCCCGGCGGACGCCGCCACCCUGCGCGACCCGAACGGCAUCAGCCUCGUCCACGCCGCCGCCGACUACGGCCACGUCGAUAUCCUGCGCCUGCUGAUCUCCCGCGGUCUGCCCGUCAACGAGGUCGACAGCUCCGGCUUCACCCCCCUCGAGCUGGCCGCCAUGGAGGGCCAUUACAACGCCACCGUCUUCCUGCUGGAGUCCGGUGCCUCGGGGAAGAUCGUGUGA
Fonticula alba is the source of this 288-nucleotide messenger RNA. RefSeq lists its product as hypothetical. Lineage: Eukaryota; Rotosphaerida; Fonticulaceae. The record is from RefSeq and is a predicted model, not a curated record. Bases 1 to 288 code for a protein of 95 amino acids. Gene Ontology annotation, molecular function: protein binding. The transcript has 2 exons.